GGAGCGGCGGAGGGGGGCGGGGCCGCCUCCCGCCGGGGCUGGCGAGGUCUCGCGAGAGGAGAAGUGGAGGGGGAACAUGGCGACGUCGAAUCUGUUAAAGAAUAAAGGUUCACUUCAGUUUGAAGACAAAUGGGAUUUCAUGCGCCCCAUAGUUCUGAAGCUUUUACGCCAGGAAUCUGUCACUAAACAGCAGUGGUUUGAUCUGUUUUCGGACGUCCAUGCAGUUUGCCUGUGGGAUGAUAAGGGCCCAGCAAAAAUUCAUCAGGCUUUGAAAGAAGACAUCCUCGAUUUUAUUAAGCAAGCACAAGCAAGAGUCCUGAGCCAUCAAGAUGAUACAGCUUUGCUAAAAGCGUAUAUUGUAGAGUGGCGAAAAUUCUUUACGCAGUGUGAUAUUUUGCCCAAGCCAUUCUGCCAACUAGAGAUUACUUUAAUGGGCAAACAAGGCAGUAACAAGAAAUCAAACGUAGAAGACAGUAUUGUUAGAAAGCUCAUGCUAGAUACGUGGAAUGAGUCAAUCUUUUCAAAUAUAAAGAAUAGACUCCAGGACAGUGCAAUGAAGCUGGUCCAUGCUGAAAGAUUAGGAGAAGCUUUUGAUUCUCAGCUGGUGAUCGGAGUAAGAGAAUCAUAUGUUAACCUUUGUUCUAAUCCCGAAGAUAAGCUUCAAAUUUAUCGGGAUAAUUUUGAAAAAGCGUAUUUGGAUUCGACAGAGAGAUUUUAUAGAACACAAGCGCCUUCUUAUUUGCAACAGAACGGUGUACAGAACUAUAUGAAAUAUGCAGAUGCUAAAUUAAAAGAAGAAGAAAAGAGAGCGUUACGAUAUUUAGAAACAAGACGGGAAUGUAACUCUGUUGAAGCACUUAUGGAGUGUUGCGUAAAUGCUUUGGUGACAUCCUUUAAAGAGACGAUAUUAGCAGAGUGCCAAGGCAUGAUCAAACGAAAUGAAACAGAAAAGCUGCAUUUAAUGUUUUCACUGAUGGACAAGGUUCCCAAUGGGAUAGAACCAAUGUUAAAAGACUUAGAGGAACAUAUCGUUAGCGCUGGCCUAGCUGAUAUGGUAGCGGCUGCUGAAACUAUCACUACUGAUUCUGAGAAGUAUGUAGAACAGUUACUUACACUGUUUAAUCGAUUUAGUAAACUUGUAAAAGAGGCAUUUCAAGAUGAUCCACGUUUUCUAACCGCAAGAGAUAAGGCCUACAAAGCAGUUGUGAAUGAUGCUACAAUAUUUAAACUUGAGUUGCCACUGAAGCAGAAAGGGGUGGGUUUAAAAACACAACCCGAGUCAAAGUGCCCUGAGCUACUUGCCAAUUACUGUGACAUGUUGCUAAGAAAAACACCACUAAGCAAAAAACUAACCUCUGAGGAAAUCGAAGCAAAACUUAAAGAAGUGCUAUUGGUGCUUAAAUAUGUGCAAAACAAAGAUGUAUUCAUGCGCUAUCACAAAGCUCAUUUAACGAGACGACUGAUAUUAGACAUCUCUGCCGAUAGUGAAAUUGAAGAGAAUAUGGUGGAAUGGCUGAGAGAAGUAGGUAUGCCUGCCGACUAUGUAAAUAAACUUGCAAGGAUGUUCCAGGACAUUAAAGUGUCUGAAGAUUUGAACCAGGCUUUUAAGGAAAUGCACAAAAAUAAUAAGCUGGCAUUACCGGCGGAUUCGGUGAAUAUUAAAAUACUCAAUGCUGGUGCCUGGUCCAGAAGUUCAGAGAAAGUAUUCGUAUCGCUUCCCACUGAGCUGGAAGAUUUGAUCCCUGAGGUGGAAGAAUUUUACAAAAAGAAUCACAGUGGCAGAAAAUUGCACUGGCACCAUCUCAUGUCAAACGGAAUCAUAACAUUUAAGAAUGAAGUUGGUCAAUAUGACUUGGAGGUAACAACAUUUCAGCUGGCCGUGUUAUUUGCCUGGAACCAAAGACCCCGAGAGAAGAUCAGCUUUGAAAAUCUGAAACUUGCAACUGAGCUCCCCGAUGCAGAACUUAGAAGGACUUUAUGGUCUCUUGUAGCUUUUCCAAAGCUGAAACGACAAGUUUUACUAUACGAACCUCAAGUCAACUCACCCAAAGAUUUUACAGAAGGAACACUCUUCUCUGUUAAUCAAGAAUUCAGUUUAAUAAAAAACGCAAAAGUUCAGAAAAGGGGUAAGAUCAACUUGAUUGGGCGGUUGCAACUCACCACAGAAAGAAUGCGAGAAGAGGAGAAUGAAGGAAUAGUUCAGUUAAGAAUAUUAAGAACCCAGGAAGCUAUCAUCCAAAUAAUGAAAAUGAGAAAGAAAAUCACUAAUGCUCAGCUUCAGACUGAACUGGUAGAAAUUUUGAAAAAUAUGUUCUUGCCACAGAAGAAAAUGAUAAAAGAGCAAAUCGAAUGGCUUAUAGAGCACAAAUAUAUCAGAAGAGAUGAGUCGGACAUCAACACCUUCAUCUACAUGGCGUAACUCGGAAGACUGUGGGAAAAUGUUGAGACCCCAAAUUGAUGAGUGUUUAGACAGACCUACCACAGUUUGUGCCGGGGAAAGACUCAUUUGGACUUUCAUUACGUGAAUAUAAAAAUCCCUGCCUUACCUGACAACAGAACUGUUUUUUGCCAAUCUCAUCAUCUAGCAUGAUGGCAUUUCCUUCUUGUUGCACAUUUUUAACAGCAUGCCGUUUUGUGGGGAAAUUUGCAUUCAUGAAGAGCCCAUUGUAAGAUUUUUAACGUAGAUUUGAUUUACACCCACCAGGAGGAACAACAGUUUGGGAGGGAUCGUUGGAGAUUUUUGGUUUUUGUUUUUUUUUUUUGUUUCCUUUUUUUUUUUUUUUUUAAUAAAACAGUACUUGCACAAGGAAAGAUCUUUAAAUAUUCAUGCACUGAGGAACUGCUGUUAGUUUUCUUAAAAACUGCAAUUAGAACUAGAAGUAGCACUUUCAGUUUGUUUUGAUCAACCGAGUAAUGUACUGUCUACCUUUCGGUGAGCCGUAAGGUGUCACAUUCGGUGGAGACAGCUACAUCCCAGUUGAGAAGUUAGGUCUUUGUUACAGUAACGACCUGUUGGCUCAAGCAGUGCUUCACUAUAGUAACUGGAUUUUAAUCCUGACACGCAAGCGAUGUAAAAUAUCUCCAACUAGCAGGAAAUCCAUGUUUUAUUUGUUUGCUCUAAGUGGUAUGGAUAUGUACGAUCUUAACCGGCCAAAUAAUUUAACAGUCCCUUUCGUUGAAGCUUUCUUAAAUACUGCUUCGUUAUUCAGUUGGUUUUUUUUUUUUAAAAGACUUGCGUAGGUGGCAGGAUUUGCAGUAGCAGAAAGAACAAAUAUCAGGUGUAUUCUGUUGCACACUUGAUGUCUGUGCUUCGGGUUUUCACAGAGGUACCUACAGAUCGAAGUGCAUUGAAAAUAAUGCUCAACUCCCCAAGCAAAACGCCGCUCGUUUAAGGUGAUCCCUCUCAUUUCAUUUCUCAUUCUGCAGCGGGGGGAUUAUUGGUAUUUGGAGCCAUUAGGUUUGACGAUUGAUUAUCCGAGACCCCCGCUCCCCCCCCCCCCAAACCAAAGUCAAUUUUUUUUUGUUUUUUAAUGGAUGCCAUUUUGAAACGGGACAGUUAAAAGCUUGUCGAGAGACCUGCGGAAAAACUCUUUCAACUUUAGCGUGAGCAGCAAACGUGCCGAAUACGUAUAAGUCAACCUUUUAAAAUGUUCAGAUAUCCUCAGUUACCUUGGUCCUUGUAGUCAACACAGGGGAGCAGCUUCAGCGAGUACUGUGCUAACAUCGCUUGGGCUGAGGAUGUGCGUGACAGAGAGAAACUUUGAUUUCCCCCUUUGGGGAAAAGAAAACUCAAGCUCGACAUUUUUUUCUUUAUUGGUGCGAUUUUUCAAGUAGUAAUAGUAUUACGGAUGGUAUUUAUUGAGCGCCUGCUGGGUAGGAUGCACUUUCUCAAGCGCCUCGGAAAGUACAACCCAAAAGGCACUUUAAAAAUCUCUGGCAUUAUAAUGAUUUUCACGUACUGUGAAAGGUUCCAAAACAGUGCGGUUUUUGAAGAAGGGGUUAGAAAAUGGCACGGCUCGGCGCAAUCGAUUGAGAAAGGGGACAGUAUUAUAUUAUUGAGGCUAAGCAGGCAGCGGCGGCUCCCAGGGAAACAAAGGCCAAGAAGCUUUUUCAGUCACCCGCUCCAAGAAAGGGGAAAUACAGUCAAGCGGUUGAAACCUCGAUUCAUUUUUUGGGCUAGAUACAUAUCUAGUUGUGAGGCGCAGUGGCAAACGGAAACUUUGUGUGUGUUUAAACCUACAAAGCAUUGCCGUUCACCUUGAAGGGAGCGCGGAAGCGUCCACCAGAUUAGCCCUAGAAUGUUGUUGGGGAAUCAAACUCUCAUUUGUGCCCACUUUUUUUCCUAGCCAUAUAAAAUGCCAACAAUGGAUAAAAUCGGAAAUUUAGAAUAAUAAACCGCCAACAUACUGGAGACCCUUUUGUACGUAUUUGGUAUCUUCCUUUGAGUGAUAAGGCCGGAAUCGGAAACAAGGUAAAUUGGAGUAGACGGUUUUAAAUGCUGAAGGCAUUUCUACCGUUGCGUCUUUAGCGCUAACUUUUAUAUUUUCAUAUUUUCUGUCAUUUUAACGGAAGAUCGAAGGCCACUGUUGUGUUCGCCCAUCUGGGCAAGCUCCAUUACUCUAAGCCCAGGACACAGUUUAUAUGAAAUUUUGUGGAAUUUGAUUUUAUAGUUGGUUAUUUGUAUCUUUCACCUCUAAACCGCAGAUACUGUACAGAUAUGAUAGUUUCCUUUGUUGCCCCCGUAUGUUCGACAGUUCGUAGCCAAUAAUACCCAUCAACGUUUAUGGAAACCACCCUAUUUGACAAGGUGCCUAUGACACUGUUAAACGAUUUCUUCUGGAAACGAGUUACCUUUAAACAAACCUGAAAAGAAAAAAUUACACCAGCAGUUUGCUUAAAGAUGCAGAAUAUCGUUUCAACGUGCUUCAUCCGGUCGGUUUCACCAAAAUGCACUUAAGUGACUUCUUGGCAGAGGCAGGUAUUGGAGAGAGAAACGGUACCUGAAGGAAGAUGCUAGGCAGAUGGGGGAGAGGGGGGAAAGGAUAAAUAAAUAAAGGUUCUUUACUUGCAAUAGGGCGACGAUGCACUUUUGAAGCUGAAAUUUUAGCUUUGAAUAUCUCCAAAGACCUAGCUUAAUUAGGUGCUGCACCUGAAGCGAUAAACUCACGUUGCCACUCACGAUGCCGCUAAGUCAAAAUGCGAGGCAAAUCGUCGAUCACGUUUGUAGUGAGUUUUCAGUAAAUACAAAUAUUAAAUCUUUUCUUGUCCCACUAAUUCAACCAAGACUUGAAUUUUUAAUUCUGAAGUCUUCCAUUUUGCGCAUUCCACUGGUGGUGUCCCUGGUUUCUGUUUAAUCCAGUGUCUCUUGCACUUGGUUUGGGCGUAAAGGUUAACAUUUCAAAAAUGAAACAAAAGUCCUCUUUAUUUUCACCUUAAAUGGAAAGAAAAAUCCCCGGACGACCGGAAAGCGUUUCUACUCUCUUUGCGUCGGGAUGUCAUCGGUCCUCAACACUGCGAAUUUUGACCGUUCAGCUGGGCGACGGAUUUGCUAGUUUUACAGAAAGAUUUGCUAUCUGAAACUGAACCUGCGUUUUCUAUUUUCACGUGAACGAUCGGGAUGCUGUCUCUGUAAAUUCUCCCAAGGUCGUAUUUGUGAAAGAAACAGUACCUGACAGCUUUCCUAUCAGAUACACUAUAUGUAGUCUGGAGUGUUGGACAAACUUGAGUUCCUAGGAUGUAAUCUAGCUAAGUAUGGUAUUUUACAGUUUUGAAUGUGCGCCACUACGUACCGAGAUGAGAAUGCUGUACGACUUGGAAUGGUAACAGUUUCUGUACGGCGGUCCAGCCGAACUAUUUUGAUGUACUGCUUCGUUUUUGAAUUUUAUUUUUUAAGUUGUAUAAUUUAUUUUCUUGCAAAAUAAAAAUGUAAUAUAAAAAAGACUA
Messenger RNA from Ornithorhynchus anatinus (platypus), 5943 nucleotides. RefSeq names its product cullin 5 (gene CUL5). Lineage: Eukaryota; Metazoa; Chordata; Mammalia; Monotremata; Ornithorhynchidae. The record is from RefSeq and is a predicted model, not a curated record. Gene Ontology annotation, cellular component: SCF ubiquitin ligase complex; Cul5-RING ubiquitin ligase complex. Gene Ontology annotation, biological process: SCF-dependent proteasomal ubiquitin-dependent protein catabolic process; protein ubiquitination. Gene Ontology annotation, molecular function: ubiquitin protein ligase binding. The coding region runs from base 77 to 2419 and encodes 780 amino acids. The transcript has 19 exons.